CGUGCGAACAUGUUUUCUGAAGGAUGAAGGAAAACUGAGCAUGCAGACAAUGAAUUUCCACUGUGACUGCCGUUCACACUCUUUGUUUCAAGCCGCUAACGCUGACAAUGGAAGUUCACAUAACGGGACCCUAUAAAUGGGGUGGCAGGCUGUUUCCUUGCAGCUUGCCCGGCUGUGGCGACAGAAGCGGGGUGGAGAUGUCAAAGGAAAGGGGUGGAUUGUGCACAGUCGAGUUUGGUUUCCAGCUGACAGCGGUCGUGAAAUUUCUCACAAUAUGCCAGUCUCUUUGAAAGAUGGCUGCUCCGCACAGUGGACUUGGAACAAAACGGACAAAUCACACGAGGUUCGUCUGCACGGAAAACGACACCAGACGGCACACUUCCACCCAAAUUGGAGCAAUGGGACCGCGGGAGUUCGGGGUAGUCUCCCCCUCAACUACGGCAGACAUUACUGGGAGAUCAGAGUUUCGCAGAGGAUUUUCGGCACCAGCAUGAUGUUUGGAAUUGGUACGAAGAAAGCUCGGCUGCACGUUGAUGCCUUUGUCAACUUGCUCGGAGAAGACGGUCAGAGCUGGGGUCUCUCUCACAAGGGUCUGCUGUGGCACAACGGAAAGUGCAGACUUUAUACAGAUCCUUUUAAAGAAAACGAAGCCAUAACCAUUGGCUUGCUCUUUGAUUGGAAUUCGGGAAAUCUGACGUAUUUUAAAGAUGGCCAGUGCCUUGGUGUUGCAUUUACGGGACUGAACAAAGUAAGUGAUAACCUGUACCCGAUAGUGUGUUCCACGGCAGCGAAGACAGAAAUGACUCUUGGGAUUCGUAGAAGAAGUUUCUAUAGUUUGCAGGAUCGAUGCCGAGCGGCGAUUCUUAUAAAUUUACAUAAAGACAAUGAGAUCGACAUUCUACCAUUACCGAAUCCCAUGAGAGAAUUCUUACGACACAGUUCCUGAACAAGUCUGUUUUGUUAAAACAUUUUUUAAAAUUUGUCGUGUGUGAGAAAACCAAAGACUAUUUUGCGAUAUAAGAAGAAAAAAACUAACAAAAAAACCAAUUCCUGUAAGUUUAAACAAAGACAAUCAUCUUUUACCCUUAUUGAAUUCAAUACAUUAAAAAAAAUACUCAAGACGCAUUACCAAAACUAAGCACUGUGUUUUGCGGAAAUUUGAUUUUGUAUUAUUUUGACGUGUAUUUUCUUUUAUCCCUUUGUGUGGACAUUUUUCUUUUCAAGAAAUGAUCCCAUUUGGAAACAAAGACCUCACUGACAGUUAGCUAUGGUUGGUUCAGGAUGCGCCCGUAAUCUCAACCUUUUGUGAAUAAUUAAUAGUCGAUAUUCAACAAACAUGGACGGGGCUACGCGAUCCCAGUGGUUCGUUCCCUCUGCAAUCUGUCGCCACCUUUUGUUUGGGCGCAGCAGGCCCCCGUGAUAUUAUUAACGGCCUAAUAAUAACAAGUAACGUAUUUAAAUAUUUAAUCUUGUUUUGAAGGUAACCUCCAACAGUCUGUUCUCCUUUCAUGGAUGCAUUUUAUUGUUUAAUCUGUACCGGUGAAACAGCCGAAUAUGGUAGCUUAUGUAUUUCAUGUCUGUUGUUUGGUGAUAUCGAGUUAAAACUUAAUAUCCCAGUUUUCAUAAAUAAUACUGAAAUUUUACAGGGGUAGUGUUCCAAAGAAAAUUUUGGUUCAGUGUUAGCGUGUGUUUAGCAAUACAUGUACAAUUUUUUUUUAAUUAUUAGAAUGUCAUUAUUUCUGUUAGAUGUCGGGGAAAAUCAAUAUCGCAAAAUGUUUGGUGGUGUUGUGGAUAGGAUGUCAUUUAGUUUAGUAGUAGGAUUAGGUCUAACUACAAACAUUAAGUGCUGUCGUAUUCAAAUUGCGGUGCAACUUUUGUAAUGAUUUUCUCUCGACGGGCUUGUACAGUUAAAAGUGCACUUUUAAAAAUUCAGUUAAUACAUCAGACUAUUACUACUACUAUUACUACUACUACUACUACCACUACUACUACAGUUGCUGCUGCUUCUGCUGCUACGACUACUUCUACUACUACUACUACUACUACUAUACACUACGACUAUCACUAAUCAUAAUGAUGCAUUUUUUAAAUUUUCUGAGAUUAAUAUGACUCCAAAUACAAGUUUUUCUACUGCUAAAUGUUAUCUUUAAAUUUUUGUAACCACAUGGACAACGUAAUAGAACUGGAUUAUUUUAUAAGUGCACUUUUAAAUUUUAGAUUUAGAUUUUCAUACACAGUAUAUGGGUGAUAAUUUUGUAUUUUAUAUACGAAUUUCUCCGGGAUGAGCCAGGCUAGUCAUUGUAAAUAAUUGUGGAAACUCCACUUAUUUAUUACUUAUUUAUUUCAGUGUGUUAAUGCACAAAUAAUGCAAACAUGUACAUUUGUAGUAAUUUAUAAAUAUGAUUAUUGAGUAGAAAAUUAGUGAACCUUGAUCUUGUAGAAAGAUCAUAACAUUGGCGGGCUCAAUGUGCAAUAAACUGUAUAUUUAAUAAUUGUAAAAAAAAAACACAAUUUGUAUAUACUCGUAUUUAUGUAGAUGCUAUAAUAUGUAUAUAUAGAAUCGUGUAGGCUAGUAAUUUAUUUUUGUAAUAAAGAAUACUUUUUGAUAAUAAAACAACGAUUCGAUUUCAGUACUGAAACUGUAUUGAAAAUGUAUUUUCUUUGUUUCUGUUUUUUUUAAAUGUUCUCUUUGUCUAAAAACAUCGUUACGAUGAACAGUAGAUUUUUUUGUUUUUACUUUUCGACUCAUUUAUCAGUAUGUUGGUGAAAGGCCGUACUUGGAGGUGACAGGAGGCAGUCACCAUUGCCAUCUCUGAAAAAUUGCCCUAUUUACCUGGAGAUGACUAUAAAUCCAUGUUUUUCUUCUGUUGUUUUUAGAAAAAUUAUAGUUAUUUUUCUCAGGUAGGAUACAUUUAACAGUUCUUACUAUCUGUUAUAUUGUGCACCGUUUCUUUUUUCACUGCUCCCCAAGUUAUUUUAGGCACGGCACAAUAUAAAAUUAUGUACUUUGAAAAAUCUAUGCACAAAUAUGAUAUAUAUUUUCAUAACAAUAUGUGAUGUAAAUGUUAUUAAUGAUAUUAAACUCACUGUUUGUGUUAAUUAACGCUGUAUUUUUGCUACAAUAAAACAAUUUGU
Molecule: messenger RNA, 3135 nt
Organism: Gigantopelta aegis
Lineage: Eukaryota; Metazoa; Mollusca; Gastropoda; Neomphalida; Peltospiridae
Product: SPRY domain-containing SOCS box protein 3-like
Exons: 1
Coding region: 137-946 (269 amino acids)
Biological process (GO): intracellular signal transduction; proteasome-mediated ubiquitin-dependent protein catabolic process
Cellular component (GO): SCF ubiquitin ligase complex
Molecular function (GO): protein binding
Source: RefSeq, a predicted model, not a curated record